UGUUUGUGUUUGAGACAAUCAGGCAUGGCAGCUAUUCGAAUGAUAGAUAUAGCCGUCAACUUCACAGAUGGCAUGUUUAAGGGAAUCUAUAACGGCAAGCAAUGUCACGUCGCGGAUAUACCAACGGUUUUGAGCAGAGCUUGGGCUGCUGGUGUCCACCGAAUUAUUGUAACUGGGGGGUCCCUUGAGGAAUCAAGAGAAGCGCUUGCAAUUGCAGAAACAGAUGGACGACUUUUCUGCACAGUGGGCGUGCAUCCAACACGUUGCAAGGAAUUUGAGGAGAGUGGAGAUCCAGAAAAGCAUUUUCAGGCUCUUUUGUCCUUAGCUAAUGAGGGAAUUCAGAAAGGAAAGGUGGUUGCAGUUGGAGAAUGUGGAUUGGACUAUGACAGACUUCAUUUUUGCCCUGUAGAGAUUCAAAAGAAGUAUUUUGAGAAGCAAUUUGAAUUAGCAUAUAUAACAAAACUGCCAAUGUUUUUGCACAUGCGAGCAGCUGCUGCGGAUUUCUGUGAAAUAGUUGAGAAAAAUAAAGACAGGUUCACAGCUGGAGUCACCCAUUCAUUUACUGGUAGUAUGGACGAUUGCAUUAAGCUUCUCUCAUUUGAUAAAAUGUACAUAGGCAUAAAUGGGUGCUCUCUGAAGACAACUGAGAACCUUGAUGUCGUGAAGGAUAUUCCUAUUGAGAGAAUGAUGAUUGAGACAGACUCACCAUACUGCGAAAUCAAGAAUACUCAUGCAGGAAUUGGUUUUGUUAAAUCUACAUGGCCUUCUAAGAAGAAAGAGAAGUACGAUCAAGAGUGCAUUGUCAAAGGUCGCAAUGAACCUUGUUUAGUUAGGCAAGUUCUUGAGGUGGUUGCUGGCUGUAAAGGUAUCAUUGACGUGGGUAACCUCAGCAGAACAGUGUACCACAACACUUGCAGGGUUUUUUUCCCGCAUGACUUGGAUUCUGCAGCUGAUGCUCUUCUAGCAGGCGUUGAUUCUUCGUAAACAGACUUAUUGGUGGUUUGGCUCUUAUGUUUCUUUUUAUUCGGAGCUGUUCAGUUGCCCAUUUCCUCUAUGUUUGAGAAAGCUUACAUGGUGUCCUUGAAUUGAAACUGAGAUUGUCUGUCGGUUCCCUUUUCGGGAAAUGAUAAAUCAAGAAGUGAUUUCCAGAAGGCAGUCUGGCGAGUGUUUGAGUCACAGAUUAUUGCAUUCUAUUUUCAUGAGCUUAUAAUGUAAAAUACUACUGUGAUACAGCCAAAAGGUUCCAAUAGGCGGGGAUGGUUUUAUUUAUGGUGUCAUGACUCGACGUAAAUCAACCCAAAGUGCCUUCGAAAAUUGCUGCUGCUUUUUGUUUUGUUUUUGUUUUUUAAACUGUCGGCCUGAGUUCAAGGCUAAGGUUAGGUUAGACAGUAUCACUCGUAACGUGUGGCUUCCUGCCUCUUAUCAUGCUUUGUUUGAAAAUGUUAUUCGAUUAACUCAAUGUUAUAAAGCCUG
Molecule: messenger RNA, 1473 nt
Organism: Gastrolobium bilobum
Lineage: Eukaryota; Viridiplantae; Streptophyta; Magnoliopsida; Fabales; Fabaceae
Exons: 12
Coding region: 25-984 (319 amino acids)
Cellular component (GO): cytosol
Molecular function (GO): 3'-5'-DNA exonuclease activity
Source: RefSeq, a predicted model, not a curated record